Coccinella septempunctata (seven-spotted ladybird) is the source of this 1140-nucleotide messenger RNA. Its product is annotated as adenylyl cyclase-associated protein 1-like. Gene Ontology annotation, cellular component: cytoplasm. The record is from RefSeq and is a predicted model, not a curated record. Gene Ontology annotation, molecular function: adenylate cyclase binding; actin binding. Bases 1 to 1140 code for a protein of 379 amino acids. The transcript has a single exon. Lineage: Eukaryota; Metazoa; Arthropoda; Insecta; Coleoptera; Coccinellidae. Gene Ontology annotation, biological process: cytoskeleton organization; regulation of adenylate cyclase activity.
AUGAGUGCGGAAAUAUUCUCGAACAUCUACAAUGGCCCGUUCAAGAGAUAUCUACUGCUAUCGAAAAAUAUAGGACAGGACGUACAGAACCAGAGCGAAAUAGCAGACUUGGCGUUUCAAGCUGAGCUGCGAUACCUCGAGUACUCGGAGAACUUCAAGAAACCCCCUUCGGCAAACAUAGUUCUCAACCCCAUAAUCCACCAGAUCGACAAGACAAAGCACUACGUUUGCAGCGAUCCCAGCCUGGGGGACCACAUAAACGUCGUGUCUCAAUCUAUAGGGGCUCUCAUGUGGGUUCAAGAAAAAGACCCAGUGUGUUACCUGGAAGAAAUCCUCUCAGACGCCAAGACCUACACGGAUAUCUUGUUGGUAUUCUUCAAGGAUAAAGAACUACACGUGGAGUGGGUUGAAGCCUGGUUGGAAACCCUAAACGACCUCAACAAUUUCGUGCGAAGGAGAUACCCCAAAGGUCUGACCUGGAAAGGGGAGCUGGAGAUUCCAAACUCCGAGCUCCUUCAAGACCUUACGGAGUUCCAAACGUUAAACACCGACAACCUCUACAACGAGAUAAACAAGGGUCAAACCAUCCAGGAGGCUUUGAGAAGAUUAAAUUCUCAAAACGUGGUGCAGGAAGAAGAAAAACAACAAGAAAUAGCUCCGCCCCCGGCUGUUUUUCAUCGAGAUGGCAAAAAGUGGAAAAUCGAACAUCAAAGAGGCGCCGAGAAGCAUCUGACGAUAAACGAAGCAGAACCCGACAACGUUCUCUACAUCUACGACUGCAAAAACAUAACGCUGGUAGUAGAACGCAAGGUUAACGUUAUAAAGCUGGACAACUGCGAAAAAAUCAGUCUCAUAUUCCGUUCUCUGAUUUCUGGAGUGGAGAUUAUCGCUAGUAGGGAUUUGAAACUUCACGCUUUCGGUACUGUACCCAGCAUCAGCAUAGAUUCUUGCAGCGACGUCAACAUCCACCUCACGAAAAAAGGUUUGGACGCGCAAGUGGUGACGUCGCAAUGUUCCAAGAUAUCUUUGAGUUACCCCAUGGAGGAUGGUUAUUACAAGACUUUCUAUAUUCCGAGCAGACUCAUGACGACCAUAAGUCCGGAUCAUAGUCUCAGAACUUCACCGGUUAUCGAUGAAUAA